AUGCUUCAGUUCCAGGUCCAUUCUCCGGGCAAGGUUAUACUCCAUGGUGAGCAUGCAGUUGUCUAUCAGCGUCCCGCUCUGGCCGCUGUUGUUGGAUUGGGAACAAAACUUCAAUUUCGACAGCAAUCGGACAGCCAGGUAGCCAGUUUUCAAUUGGAGGCACUGAAUUGUACUUUGGAGAUUCAGUUAAGUGACUUCAAUACAUUCCUUGCCAAUUUUCGUAGCCAAAAUCCGAAAGGAAGCACCGCCAAGCUAUUGGAGGAGGUUCGCGGAGAGAUAGACAAACAGCUUGAGCGGAGUAACAAUGGCGUUCCCGCACUGAAGGCAACGACACAGAGGGCUUUUAUUUCGAUAUACUAUUUAUUAGCCGGAGCAGUGCUUUCCGCUCCCGGAGAGGAUGAAUUGACUCUCAAAACUGGGUUCCAAGUUCAUGUAGAGAGUGAACUGAAUGUGGGCGCCGGCUUGGGUAGUUCUGCGUCGUAUGGGGCUGCACUGGCGACAGCAUUUCUCAUCUUGACGGGCCACUUUGAUAGUGAGAGUUAUCUGGAACAGGAAAAUCUGGCUUUGAUUUCCCACUGGGCAUACGAAUCGGAGCGGGUUAAUCAUGGCACACCCUCAGGAGUGGAUAAUACAGUCUGCACUUAUGGCGGCAUUGUGCGCUUCGUUAAGGGUCAGGGUUUUGAAUCAUUGAGCAUACAUAAGCCCCUAAAUAUCCUUUUGGUGGAUAGUCGCGUGAGUCGCAGCACUGCUGAUAUUGUGGCCAAAGUCCGUCAUCUUCGCGAUGCAUUCCCUCAACUAAUUGACGCCAUUUGGCAAGCAUGCGAGGAGUUGGUGAAAGCUGCCAUUCCUCUUUACGAGAGUUUUGGCAACGAACAGGACGACAGUUCGAAAUUUGAGCAACUUGAGCGUCUCUUUCAAAUGAACAAUGAUUUACUCAAGGCUAUUGGAGUGUCACAUCCCAAGCUGGAACAAAUCUUCACCAUUGCCUUCAAGCGGGGAUUCUUCUCAAAGUUGACAGGAGCUGGAGCUGGUGGUUACGCUAUUGUAUUGUUGCCUGAAAAUUAUCAGGGUAAUGAGGUCUACUGGAAACUUAAAGAGGAACUGGAGGCAGCGGGCUUUGGUAUCCAUGUGACAACAGCUGGUGGCGAGGGUCUAAGGGUUAGUUCUCUUAAGAAUUAAAGUAUCUAAUGUUUGGUAUUUUUUUUUUUGUGUUUGCAUUUGUACUUAAAAUGUAUUUUAUUCCCUAUUGGUUGACGUUAUGAAAGUAAACUAAAAAUAAAACUUUUUGUAUUGAA
Messenger RNA from Drosophila willistoni, 1295 nucleotides. Its product is annotated as mevalonate kinase. Gene Ontology annotation, cellular component: cytoplasm. The transcript has a single exon. Gene Ontology annotation, biological process: cholesterol biosynthetic process; isoprenoid biosynthetic process. The record is from RefSeq and is a predicted model, not a curated record. Lineage: Eukaryota; Metazoa; Arthropoda; Insecta; Diptera; Drosophilidae. Bases 1 to 1179 code for a protein of 392 amino acids. Gene Ontology annotation, molecular function: ATP binding; mevalonate kinase activity.